AUGACAGCGGUGGCGCUAAAGUUUUGUGCGAAUUUGAAUUUUAUGUUCCUCGAAGCUGGUGCAUUUCUGGACCGGUACCGUGCCGCAAAGCGGGCCGGUUUCGAUGGCGUCGAGGGACCGUUUCCACCGGCCGAGAUUAGCCUGGAAGCGUUGGUGGCGGUGCAGAAAGAGACUGGAUUGAAACAGAUCCUUAUGAAUAUAGCCUUGGGGGAUGUACCAGGCGGUCAGCUCGGUUGUGCUGCCCUUCCGGGAUGGGAGUCGGAGUUUCUCGUAAAUCUGAACCGCACGAUUGAGUACGCCAAGGCUGUUGGGUGUAGGAAGAUACACAUAAUGGCGGGGAAAUUGGAUGGACCUGCCACAGAAGUACACGAUCGGACGUAUCUGGCGAACCUACGUGUCGCGGCACCAAUCCUUGAGCGCAACAACAUUAUCGGUGUGAUUGAACCUAUCAACAAACAUGCGGUACCUGGGUACUAUCUGGCAUGUUACGACAAGGCCACAGCGAUGAUAACUGCCGUCGGCAGUUCCAAUGUGAAACUGAUGUUGGACAUCUUCCACUGUCAGCAUAUACGAGGCGACAUCACCAACGGCAUCCGUGCCCUAACGUCUUACAUCGGGCACGUACAGCUGGCACAGGUACCGGACCGUAACGAACCAAACACCGACGGGGAACUCAACUUCCGCUACCUUCUGCACGUGUUGGCCACCGAGGGCCGCUAUGCGGACGGUUGGGUGGGAUGCGAAUAUCGUCCCGUGGCCGACACCGUCAAAGGGCUCCACUGGUUGCGUGACUUCGGCUACUGGCAGUGA
Molecule: messenger RNA, 810 nt
Organism: Anopheles marshallii
Lineage: Eukaryota; Metazoa; Arthropoda; Insecta; Diptera; Culicidae
Gene: Gip
Product: putative hydroxypyruvate isomerase
Exons: 4
Coding region: 1-810 (269 amino acids)
Biological process (GO): glyoxylate metabolic process
Molecular function (GO): hydroxypyruvate isomerase activity
Source: RefSeq, a predicted model, not a curated record